Prorocentrum cordatum is the source of this 1218-nucleotide messenger RNA. NCBI's taxonomy places the organism in Eukaryota, Dinophyceae, Prorocentrales, Prorocentraceae. The record is from the annotation of a GenBank genome assembly.
AUGGCUCACGGCGUCUCGGCGGCCGCACUCGACGCCAGGGCCCGCGUCAUCUGCGACCUGGCGGUGCCGCGCAUGCGCGAGACCUUCAUGCUCGACAUCAAGACUCAGUGGCGCCUGCACGGCACCUGCGCAGCUUUCUGCGGCGAUGCCAGGGACCGAGCGCGCAAGGCAUACGACGACUACGUCAAAGGUCUGCGUUCUGGGGACCUGUGCGGGAUGACGUGGAUGCCUACCUGCGACCGGGCUUUGCGCCGUUUGCUUGCCCCUGCUACCAGCAAGGCCAUGUACCACGCGGACAUGCUCGUGCGCGGCUUCCUGCGCCACGUCAUGGGCAGCGAGGCUCGGGUCGUCCUGGCCGGCAGCGCCGGGACCGCGAUAUUGAUGAACAAGCUCGGUGUACAGCGCGACUGGUUUCCCAAUGACAUCGACAUUUUCGUCGCCGAGGAGAAGCACGCCGAUUUCAUUGCCGACGCCUACGACACCGGGGUGUUGCGCCCACUGAGGUGCCGUUUGAGAAAGCAGACCCAUCUCUUCUACGACUCCGAGUCCUCUGACGGCGACGAGGGCGCCUGGUGCGCGGCCGAGAUGAACGCGGCCAUGGCCGUGGAUGCUGCGCUGCCGCCGCUGCCGCCCGAGCUUGAGGCGGCGCAGGCUGCCGCGGCGGCCGAGGCAUUCAAGGAGCUCCGUGGCCUGGUCCUCCCGCGGCACGCCAACCGCCACCGCUCCGGCUACCGCGUGCUGACGUCGGUCGUCGUUCGCCCCCGGCUGCCAGACGAUUGUCCGCCGGAUCUCGUGCGCUUGAUUCGCCCCAUCAACAUCGUGCUCGUCCGGGUGCCCGGGCGUGCGUCGCAGGCGGUCGACUUUCCCGGUCUCGUCCGGGAUGGGUUUGACUUGGUACCCUGCGCAGUGAGCGUGCGCGUGGGCGACGACUUCUCCUUCCGUUGUUCUUGCACGUCCGGCACCCUCGCCGCCGUGGAGAGGCGCAUGCUCUUCUUCAACCCAGAGGCGGUGGCCUGCCGCAAGUUGGAGGAGAUCAAGAGGAUGGUUCAUCGAGUGAGGAAGUACGUGGUCCGCGGGUUCACGUUCUUGAAGUCGUCCACCGCGAUUCUCAGGUCGCUGACGCCGGCUGAGAGGCGCGCCAGCGCCGUGGCCUACGCCGCAUCGGGGGCGCUGUCUGGCUCGGAGGGCGCCGACGCCGCGGACGAGGUGGGCGCCUAG